GUUUGUGAGCAAUGCAAUAGUUGAAUGGAGGAACAUCGUCCAAAAUGAAAUACCCCCAACUCAACAACUUGCAUGCAUGUGAAAAAAGCUUCUUCCUGUUACAAAAAUGCAUGAAAUCAAAAGCCUUAAAGCCAGGCAAACAACUCCACUCUUCUCUCUUAGCUUCUGGUGCAGAUAUGGAGUUUAACUCACUGGGUUCAAAAAUUGUAGGACUAUAUGCAAGCUGUGGAGACAUCAAAUCUGCUAAGCUAAUGUUUCAACGAACUCAAAACCCAUCUGUUUUUGCAUAUAAUUGGAUGAUUUCGUCUCUUGCAUUCUCUGGUUCUUAUGAAAAUGCAUUAGGGUAUUUUUCAUUGUUUCAAGAAUCAAGAAAUGUGGCUAAUGAGUAUACUUUUUCAUCUGUUUUGAAAGCUUGUGUUGGGCUGAUGGAUUGUAAAAAGGGUAGGGAAGUUCAUUGUAGGAUUUGUACAAUGGGUUUAGGUUUGGGCCUGGAAGUUGGGAAUGGGCUGGUUGAUAUGUAUUGGAAAUGUGGGUGGGUAGUGUAUGCUCGUUUGGUGUUUGAUAGAAUAGUUGAGAGGGAUGUUGCGUCGUGGACUUCGAUGAUUUGUGGGUAUUUUAGUGUUGGUGAAAUUGAGGAGGCUUAUGGUUUGUUUGAGAGGAUGAAGUUGGAAGGAGUGGAAGUGAAUGGGUUUACGUGGAAUGCAAUGAUUGCGGGGUGUGCUAGGGAGGGUGAUUGUGAUGGAGCGUUUGCGUUGUUUUGCAGGAUGGUGAAGGAAGGUUUUGUUUUGGAUGUGGUUACUUGGAAUGCUAUGAUUUCGGGUUUUGUUCAGAGUAAACGAACGAUUGAAGCUGUAAAGCUGUUUAAGGAUAUGAUGGUUGCUGGAAUAAGGCCUAGUCAUGUGACUGUCACUGCAGUCCUCCCUGUGUGUGGAUUGAUGGACUCGGUUCGAAGAGGGAAAGAGAUUCAUGGAUUCAUAUACAGAAUGGAGCUGUAUAUGAAUGUGUUUGUUGCUAGUGCUCUGAUUGAUAUGUACUCCAAGUGUGGAACCGUUAUUGACGCUAGAAAUGUGUUUGAGACAAUCCCGAUUAAGAACGUUGCGUCCUGGAAUGCGAUGAUUGGAUGUUACGGAAAGCAUGGGUUGGUUGAUUCUGCGAUCCAGCUUUUUGAGAGGAUGACAACUGAAGGAAUGCAACCAAAUCCAGUCACUUUCACUUGUGUACUUUCUGCUUGUAGCCAUGGUGGUUUUGUUGAUAAAGGUUUGGAGAUCUUCAGGUCCAUAAGGAAAUGUUAUGACAUUGAGGCUAGCCAGGAGCAUUAUUCUUGUGUUGUUGAUCUUCUUUGUCGCUUUGGGAGAAUGGAUGAAACCUAUGAUUUUGUAAAAGAGAUGCCACUUGCAGUUACAGAGUCCAUUAUCGGGGCUUUCUUUAAUGGAUGUAAACUACACAAUAGAAGAGAUCUAGCUAAGAAAAUUGUAAAUGUACUCUCUGAAAUGGAGACAAGGAGACCUGGAGGUUUUGUUACAUUGUCAAAUAUUUGUGGUGCUGAGGAAGAAUGGGAAGAGGUUGAGUAUGUAAGAAAGCUUAUGAAGGAGAAAGGGAUCCAUAAAAGACCUGGUAUUAGUUUGUUCGAGACAAGAGACGUGUCUUCUAGAUCAGAGCUCAAAAGCAAAGGCUUUACACUAUAACAGUUGGCACACAUGAGUGAGUGCGUUUAUAAUCAGCAGUUGCAAGUCGAUGCAAAUGAGGUUUCAAUGAUCCUUGAAUGCUGUAUGCAUUUCUCAUCUACCUGGGAAUGUAAAUCAACCAGGCUAUGUGGAUGAUAUUGG
Messenger RNA from Daucus carota subsp. sativus, 1826 nucleotides. Its product is annotated as pentatricopeptide repeat-containing protein At5g59600. The record is from RefSeq and is a predicted model, not a curated record. The transcript is spliced from 2 exons. Gene Ontology annotation, molecular function: protein binding. The coding region runs from base 45 to 1685 and encodes 546 amino acids. NCBI's taxonomy places the organism in Eukaryota, Viridiplantae, Streptophyta, Magnoliopsida, Apiales, Apiaceae.